AUGUCAAUAGACACCGCGGCGUUACUACAAACAGUCUCAAUAAUACGUAAGCAAUUAACUCGCGGGCUAACAGUCACAAUAGAAAACUAUCACCUUGGAUAUAGUCUACGAAAUAUGGAGUAUUAUUGUGAGACUGACUGUUUUAACGCGCCGACUAUAAGUAUUGGGCCGGGGAAAUGGGGAGUUGGAGCAUUUAGAAGUACGUUAACAUCUGGUACAAGAGGCCUGCUAUGUUACGAAUUAUUCGGUAAAGAGUGGAGUUUUGCAGAUCGAUUAUUUUUGCUUAUUGGAUGGCACGUCCCAGUGCUAGGCGACAACACCUACUUCCUCCAAAUAGCACAAAUAGACUCACCCACAUUUCCCUCCAAAAAAUCGGAACGGCAUCGCGUAUUUGAAAUGCUCUUUGAGAACAAAAUUAAAGCUGGCAGCAGCACAAUAGCACUACACGUUAAUCCAACUCAUGUCCUAGACGACGCGCCAAAAUCUGCUGAUAAGGAAACGCCCGAACACUAUUUCUCAGUUUGUGCGUCAAUGGCUACCACGUCGAUCGCGAAUCUCAAGGUGGAACUGUAUCCAUAUCAGCAAUCAUUGUAUUAUACGGCUGAGGGACCAAUACAAAUUUCUGUUCCGGAACGAAUUUCGCUGGCGAAGUUGGUGGAGAAGAGUUUUGUUACUGCAGAAAAUAUUGUUAAUGAUGCUCUGCAAAAGUAUAUGGGUAUUGAUGGCGAUAAGAAUGAAGAUGUUAAGUUGGAUGAUGGUGAUGGCGGGAAUGAUCAAAGUAGUACUAAGGAUGAGCAAAAUCGGCAGGGAAGGGAGUAA
Molecule: messenger RNA, 819 nt
Organism: Ambispora gerdemannii
Lineage: Eukaryota; Fungi; Glomeromycota; Glomeromycetes; Archaeosporales; Ambisporaceae
Source: the annotation of a GenBank genome assembly